Messenger RNA from Balaenoptera acutorostrata (minke whale), 821 nucleotides. It is a transcript of the gene UPK2, whose product is annotated as uroplakin 2. The record is from RefSeq and is a predicted model, not a curated record. The transcript is spliced from 5 exons. Bases 1 to 558 code for a protein of 185 amino acids. NCBI's taxonomy places the organism in Eukaryota, Metazoa, Chordata, Mammalia, Artiodactyla, Balaenopteridae. Gene Ontology annotation, cellular component: apical plasma membrane. Gene Ontology annotation, biological process: epithelial cell differentiation.
AUGGCGUCUCCGCUGCCUGUCCGGACCUUGUCCUUGAUCCUGAUUCUGCUGGCUGUCCUGGCCCCCGGGGCUGCAGCCGACUUCAACAUCUCAAGCCUCUCUGGUCUGCUGUCCCCAGCACUGACGGAAAGCCUGCUAGUUGCCCUGCCCCCCUGUCACCUCACAGGGGGCAAUGCCACACUGAUAGUCCGGAGAGCCAAUGACAGCAAAGUGGUGAAAUCUAGCUUCGUGGUGCCUCCAUGCCGCGGACGCAGGGAACUGGUGAGCGUGGUGGACAGUGGGUCUGGCUUCACGGUCACCCGGCUCAGUGCAUACCAGAUGACAAACCUAGUACCAGGAACCAAAUACUACAUUUCCUACCUAGUGACGAAGGGGGCAUCCACUGAGUCCAGUAGAGAGGUCCCAAUGUCCACACUUCCUCGAAGGAAGGCAGAAUCUAUUGGGCUGGGAAUGGCCCGGACGGGGGGCAUGGUGGUCAUCACGGUGCUGCUCUCUGUAGCCAUGUUCCUGCUGGUUCUGGGCUUCAUCAUCGCCCUGGCACUGGGCGCCCAAAAGUGAGGAAGACAGCACCGGGCAGCAGGCUCCUCCAGGAAGUCCAAGGCACCGUCCAUUUCCCCAGCUCAGGGCUCUGCUUUUGCUCCUGUCUCCUCUGCUGAAAAGACUGCCUGCGCCCAGGCCACAGUCGCCAGGCUCUGGCUCCUCUGGUGCCAUCACCUCCCCUCCCUGCCCCCUCUCCACUGCAGCCCUUUCCUCCCUCUGUCCCCCUCCUUGUCCCCUAAGGCCUCACCUUGACCCAACACUCCCUAUUAUUCCCCUCAUCC